CUGGCUGGACCCUGGGCCAGCCUUGUGACAACAUGGCAACCAAACUCUUGGCCCUCUUCCUCUUUCUGGCCUUCUACCUGGGCAGCCCGACCACGGUCCCCCAGAGGAAACUCCUGGUGCUUUUGCUGGAUGGCUUUCGCCAUGACUACAUCAGCGAUGAAGUUCUGGAAUCCUUGCGUGGGUUCAAGGAGAUCGUGCGCCAGGGCGUGAAAGUAGACUACUUGACCCCGGACUUUCCCAGCCUUUCCUACCCUAACUAUUACUCCCUAAUGACAGGUCGCCACUGUGAGGUCCAUCAGAUGAUUGGGAACUACAUGUGGGACCCCAAAACAAACAAAUCAUUCGACAUUGGGGUCAACAAGGACAGCUUGAUGCCCCUCUGGUGGAAUGGAUCAGAACCAUUGUGGAUCACUAUGACCAAGGCAAGACGGAAGGUAUCCAUGUAUUACUGGCCAGGCUGUGAGGUUGAAAUCCUUGGUGUUAGACCUUCUUACUGUCUAGAAUAUAAAAACGUCCCAACGGAUACCGAUUUCGCCAAUGCAGUCAGUAAUGCUCUUACCUCUUUAAAGAAUGGCAAAACAGAUAUGGCUGCGAUCUAUUAUGAACGCAUUGAUGUGGAAGGACAUCAUUAUGGUCCUUCAUCGAAUCAGACAAAAAAUGCCCUCGAAGCUCUGGAUACAGUCCUACUACAUAUGAUCAUGUGGAUCCAGGAAUGGGGGCUGGAUUAUGAGCUAAAUGUCAUUCUCUUCUCGGAUCAUGGAAUGACUGACAUUUUCUGGAUGGACAAAGUGAUUGAACUGAAGGAACACAUCAACUUGGAGGAUCUGCUACAAAUGAAGGACCAGGGUCCUGUUGUGAGCCUCUGGCCAGCGCCUGGGAAAUAUUCCGAGGUGUUUAACAAACUGAAGCUGGUGGAACACAUGACCGUUUAUGAGAAAGAGGCAAUUCCUAGCAGGUUUCAUUAUAAGAAUGGCAAAUUUGUGUCUCCUCUGACAUUAGUGGCUGAUAAAGGAUGGUUCAUCACCCAGAGAAAAUGUAAGAGCUUGGCCUUUCUUGGCCAUCUCACUGGGCUUCGAGAUAAAGGCCCAGCCCGCUGGAAUCCUGGUUCUGAUCGGUACAGCCUCCUCUUGUCCAAGAGAACUCCAGAUUUGAGAAACGGUCAAGAUUUCGUGGCUUCCCUGCAAAUUCGACAAGCCACAUUUGGCAAACAGAUCCAAGGGAACAGUGAGAGCCCCAAUCGAUAUAGUUUUUCACUUCGGAAGGGGCUUGAGAGUCUCUUUCUAUUUUCUAUUUUCCUUUCAGAUUUCAAGUCCAACUUCAGAGCGGCUCCAAUCAGAGCAGUUGAUGUUUACAAUGUUCUGUGCAAGGUGGCAGGAAUAACACCACUGCCCAACAAUGGCUCCUGGUCCCGAGUGGCAUGCAUGCUAAAAAGCCAGCCUAGUGUGGCCCAUUUGGUUCAGCCAAGCAGCUGUGCCCUAGCAUUCUUUCUCUUGUUCCUGUUUGUAUAACAAAUCUGAUUCCUUGGGUCUCAAAACAAAGCCAGUCAGUGUUUCUCCAAA
This is a messenger RNA of Gracilinanus agilis (Agile Gracile Mouse Opossum), 1559 nucleotides long. RefSeq names its product ectonucleotide pyrophosphatase/phosphodiesterase 6 (gene ENPP6). The transcript is spliced from 9 exons. Bases 33 to 1508 code for a protein of 491 amino acids. The record is from RefSeq and is a predicted model, not a curated record. Lineage: Eukaryota; Metazoa; Chordata; Mammalia; Didelphimorphia; Didelphidae.